CUGAGUGGUACGUUCCUUAUGACAGCAACUCCUGAGCUAGCAUUCAUGUCCUAGCAUCACACUGUCAGAGCCACAAAUACCAUCCAUUUAUCCGUGAAUGUGGUGUGACAUUGGUGUAAUUGCGGGUUUGCUUGUCACUUAAAACCACCAACAUGUCUGCUCCUAAGAAGGGAGAUUUGUCUUCAAGCGAAAAGGAGUUGUUUCAGGUUAUCACAGCAGGAAACGUUCAAGAAGCCUCUAGGCUCCUGGGCUGUAAGGAUGUUCGAGUAAACUGUUUGGAUGAGUAUGGGAUGACUCCUCUGAUGCACGCAGCCUACAAAGGAAAAGCAGACAUGUGCAAGCUGCUUCUGCAACACGGAGCCGACGUGAACUGCAACGAGCACGAGCACGGGUACACGGCGCUGAUGUUCGCCGGCCUCUCGGGGAAGACCGAUAUCACGUGGAUGAUGCUGGACGCAGGGGCGGAAACGGAUGUGACCAACUCUGUAGGACGGACAGCGGCUCAGAUGGCGGCCUUUGUUGGGCAGCACGACUGCGUCACAGUCAUCAACAACUUCUUUUCACGUGCUCGACUGGACUACUACACCAAGCCUCAGGGUUUGGAGAAGGAGCCCAAGCUGCCACCGAAACUGGCCGGACCCUUACACAAAGUCAUCAUGAGCACAAACCUGAACCCGGUUAAGCUGGUGAUGCUGGUGAAGGAAAACCCGCUGCUGGCAGAAACCGAGGCUCUGGAUAAAUGCCGGCGAGUGAUGGAGCUGAUCUGUGAAAAGUGCAUCAAGCAGCAGGACAUGAACGAAGUUUUGGCCGUGAAGAUGCACUACAUCAGCUGCCUGCUGGGGAAGUGCGCCUCCUUCCUCAAGGACCGGGAGGACAAACUGGAAGGGCUCCUAAAAAGUUUGCUGAAGGGUCGAGACAGCGACGGCUUCCCUUUGUACCAAGAAAAGUUCAUCAGGGAGUGCAUCAGGAAGUUCCCCUACUGCGACGCCACGCUGCUGCAGCAGCUGGUGCGCAGCAUCGCCCCGGUGGAAAUCGGUAACGACCCCACAGCUCUGUCGGUGCUGACCCAGGCCAUCACCGGUCAGGUGGGCUUCAUGGAUGCCGAGUUCUGCACCUCCUGCGGUGAGAAAGGAGCCGAAAAGAGAUGCUCCAUCUGCAAAACGGUGAUCUACUGUGACCAGUCCUGCCAGAAAAUGCACUGGUUCACCCACAAGAAGGUUUGCAAGAAGCUCCAAGAACAGCGAGAGCAGCAGGAGGCUGAGGUAGCCAAACUGAGGCUGCAGCAGAGCAAAGAGGAGAGCGAAGCUGCGCAGGAGGCCACGGACUCCCUACAGGAGCUCUCAGUGGGGGACGCCAGCGACGGCCCCCCUCCAGGCUCCGCCGCCAUCCCGGCUGCCGACAACUGAGCCCCCCGACUCCCCCACCAGUGCGUCCAUCCAACACGGACACCAAACUGCCGCCCAGACCGAAGCCCGACUGGAGAGGAGAGCCCACAUUUUUCUGAUCAGCCCCAGACUGCGACAGCAGGGGAAAUCCGCCCUCUCCCCGUCCAUUUCCAAAUGCUGUUUCUCGUUUGUGAAUGUAAACACGGCAUCCGUUUCACCUUUUGGAGAGCUGAGAGAAAUGUGAGGAGCCCAGCGGCUCACGUCCCCCAGAUGGAUCCUGUGGCAGGGCACAGCUGAGAGUUCCAGAGGUUUUUACGCCCAGAGGCUGCCGGUCAAUGGCGGCUAAAAACGGACGCGGAUGACGUUUCUGCUCCGGGCGUUUGUCAAGAUCAGAGCGAAAUGAAACGGGCUGGUCGAACAGACGUCAGCGAAGAAGCUUCCGUCAGCCUCCAAAAAGACGAUCGCGUUGUGGGGUUUUCUGCACGGCCCGAGCGGACCCAGACGUCGGCCAUCGUGUCCAGUUUGUGCGUGUUGGUGGUUUCCAGUGUCGACAGACAUGAGUCAAACUCUGCUAAAUAAAGACCAGCUUCAGCACCA
This is a messenger RNA of Menidia menidia (Atlantic silverside), 1982 nucleotides long. Lineage: Eukaryota; Metazoa; Chordata; Actinopteri; Atheriniformes; Atherinopsidae. The record is from the annotation of a GenBank genome assembly.